UUGAACCUCUCUGUUUCCUGCCCUUUCAUCCCGACCACGACCACGAUCUCUCACUUAGCAGCAGAGCAGUUUAUUCUAAACAAGUGGAACCACAAAGAUGUUCAGACUCUUUGGUCUUCUCGUUUUCAUUAACACUUCACUGGCUCUGGACGUUCUUCAGCCCAGUCUCCUGACGAGGGUUCAGCUUGGAGACAGUGUUACCCUGACAUGCUUCUACCCAGAAGAUGUUUCUUAUGUCGCUUGGUUUAAGCAGGCUGUUGGUCAGAAGCCCCAGCUCAUGGCGAAAAGAGAUGGCUACUUAUCUGGUGAAUUUUACAGUGAAUUUAAAAACAUAAAACGUUACUCCUUACAGAAUGCAAAGGGGAGUUUUAACCUCACUAUUUCCAACAUGGAGCCAUCAGAUUCUGCAGUGUAUUAUUGCAUUGCCUGGUUCUACCGUGAUAUCUCAUUUGGAAAUGGAACCUUUGUCAUAAUCACAGGUAAAGACUCCAACAGCAGGACUGUGGUACAGCAGCCUGUGCCUGACACAGUGCAGCCUGGAGACUCUGUGAGCCUGCGGUGUACAAUAGAGACUGGGAGCUGUGCAGGAGAACACAGUGUUUACUGGUUCAGACAUGGAUCAGGAGAAUCCCUUCCAGGAGUCAUUUACAGCCAUAGGAACAGGAGUGAUGAGUGUGAGAAGAGCCCUGAGGCUGGAUCUCCUACACGGAGCUGCGUCUACAGCCUCCCCAAGGGGAACCUCAGCCUCUCUGAUGCUGGGACUUACUACUGCGCUGUGGCCAUGUGUGGGGAGAUGCUGUUUGGCAAUGGGACCAAGCUGGAUAUAGAUGGCUGGUACAAGCUGCUGGAUCCUCUUCACUCUGGCUUGCUGAUAGUUUUAUCUUGCAGCAUUAUUCUGAACGUUGCUCUCAUUUGUAUAACAUGUAAACUGACCUGUACACACUGUGCAGAUGAAAAGAACAGUGAUAUAUCAAAAGCGGAAUGGUCACGCGAGCAGUGCCAUGACGAGGACACACUGAAUUACGCUGCCCUGAACCUUAAGAAGCCAAAACCCAGGAGACAGAAGAAAGACGGGAAUAAUGACACUCUGUAUUCUGACCUCCGCUACAGAGAUUAUGAAUAAAGAUGCUUCUCAUUCAUGUCAGUCACACAGAGUGUUCAGGGUGUAGCUUUAAUAAUGUUCAGAGGAGGGCAGGGGAGCCAGUGCUUCUGAGACUGAAUCACGGGAUUUUACGGAGCACCGGUGCUGAGUUUGGUGUCAGUGUGUUUGGGGCGCAUUUUUACUGGAAGUUCAAAUGUUCAGGCCAGACUGGGGGCUGAGAGAGGAUGAGAGGGGAGCCACAGAGAUUAUAUAUUCAUGGCAUGGGGGGGAAUAAGUGGCUUUAAUGUUGUGGAAAGGUUGAGUUGCUUCAAUCUGUUCUUUGAUGUCACAUGCUUACUUUUCUCCCUUGUAUACAUGUACCAUGGUGAAUAGUUUGGGGCAAACACACGGGGAAAAAUCGAUGAUAUUAAACAGAUGAAAGAAAUUGAAUGAAAAUUUUAAGUGUUAUUAAAUUACAUUUUUCGUUUAAAAUAAAUGGGGUGACAUGGUGGUGCAGUGGUUAGCACUGUUGCCUCGCACCUCUGGGACUCAGGUUCGAGUCUCCACCUGGGUUACAUAUGUGUGGAGUUUGCAUGUUCUCCCCAUGUCGUCGUGGGGUUUCCUCCGGGUACUCCGGUUUCCCCCCACAGUCCAAAAACAUGCUGAGGCUAACUGGAGUUACCGAAUUGCCCAUAGGUGUGCAUGUGAGAGUGAAUGGUGUGUGAGUGUUCCCUGCGAUGGGCUGGCCCCCCGUCCUGGGUUGUUCCCUGCCUCGUGCCCAUUGCUUCCAGGAUAGGCUCCGGACCCCCCCUGAUCCAGUAGGAUAAGCGGUUUAGAAAAUGUUAUGGAUGGAUUUUAAAUAAAUGUGUACUGUACAUAUUUUUGGAGUAUAUACCUGUAUAUGUACCUGUGUCAUUAAUAAUGAUGUGGAUAAUAAAGAAAGAGGAGUUUA
This is a messenger RNA of Brienomyrus brachyistius, 2033 nucleotides long. Its product is annotated as V-set and immunoglobulin domain-containing protein 1-like. The transcript is spliced from 6 exons. Bases 98 to 1123 code for a protein of 341 amino acids. The record is from RefSeq and is a predicted model, not a curated record. Gene Ontology annotation, biological process: response to bacterium. NCBI's taxonomy places the organism in Eukaryota, Metazoa, Chordata, Actinopteri, Osteoglossiformes, Mormyridae.